Molecule: messenger RNA, 2195 nt
Organism: Solea senegalensis (Senegalese sole)
Lineage: Eukaryota; Metazoa; Chordata; Actinopteri; Pleuronectiformes; Soleidae
Product: E3 ubiquitin-protein ligase RNF34-like
Exons: 9
Coding region: 128-1369 (413 amino acids)
Biological process (GO): protein K48-linked ubiquitination; proteasome-mediated ubiquitin-dependent protein catabolic process; negative regulation of extrinsic apoptotic signaling pathway via death domain receptors
Cellular component (GO): cytoplasm; plasma membrane
Molecular function (GO): ubiquitin protein ligase activity
Source: RefSeq, a predicted model, not a curated record
GCUCACUCCACACACACAAGCAGUCGGAGAGAGGGAAGACGUAAUGGUUUGAUUCCCUGUGCACUUGCCAUGGUCGUCGUCCCGACAUUACUCGGCAGAUUCCUGGAACGGGAGGUGCAAUGAAGUCAUGCUGGAUGCAGUAAGACAGGCAAACCGACAAAAGACAGCACAUUUGACAUUUGUGGGCUCAUACCUGAUGGACUCUUAUCCAAGCGAUCGAUAUCUGAGUUUUUCCAAGAUCACGUGGACACAGGAAUCAAUCGUCAACUCCGAUUCUCGAAUCAGACUUGUGUCAAACCAGGCAGGAGCAUCGUCCAUGUGGGCGUCAUGCUGUGGGCUGCUGAACGAGGUGAUGGGCACGGGCACGGUGCGGACACAGCAGCCUGGGUUUGGAGCAGGGGCUCGGCCCUUCCGCUUCGCCCCCAGCGCCGGCUACUCCACCUACCCGCCCACCGGCUCAGGGAGCGCUGGACAGCUGUGCAAGGCCUGCGGACUGGCCUUCUCCGUCUUUAGACGCAAGCACAUCUGCUGUGACUGUAAGAAGAGUUUUUGCACCCUGUGCUCGGUGCUGCAGGAGGACCUGCACUGCUGCACAACCUGCCAUCUACUGCGGGGCACAGCUUUCCAGCGGCCUCGGCUCAUGCAGCUGCGAGUGAAAGACCUGCGCCAGUACCUGCUGCUGCGCAACAUCCCCCCCGACACGUGCAGGGAGAAAGAGGACCUGGUGGACCUGGUGCUCUGUCAUCAGGGGGCAAGGGCGCCUCAGAGAGCAGUGCUGGUAGAGGACGAGGAGGAAGAGGAGGAGGAGGACGAAGAAGAAGAAGAAGAAGAAGAGGAGGAGGAGGAAGACACUCAUGAGGAGGAGGAGGAAGACGGGGAAGAUGACACAGACAGUCUGCACUCACUCCCCCCCUCACAUGCCGCCUCGCCCCGCUCAGCCACCUCUGAACAGUCAGUCCUCUCCGCCUCUCAGGGAGACGUUCUCAGCCCAGGAAGUGACAGCUCAGGAACCACCAGCCAGGAGCAUGAGGACACUCCAGCAGCGUCCCUCUUGAACCUGGAGCCCACUGAAAAUAUCAUUGAGGUCAGUCCUGGGACACAGAGGAGAAUCAGAGCUUCGUUGUCUGAUCUGGACAAUGAAGAGGCGAUAGAACACCUCUCCGUGCGCCAGCUGAAAGAGAUUCUCGCCAGGAACUUUGUCAAUUACUCGGGCUGCUGUGAGAAGUGGGAGCUGCUAGAGCGAGUGCAUCGACUCUACAGAGAAAACGAGCAGAACAGGAAAUCCAUAGAAAAUGUGAGCAUCACUGCAGUGGUGGCAUAUCCCCCACCUCUCUGCAACAGUGGAGAUGGAGGUAAGACAUUCUCAUAAAAAAAAGCCACUUUUCACGUCCACCUUCAUGGAAGAUUCCUGUACAUUGCACCUCUCAUUUCAUAGUAAUAAACAGUCAAAGCAUGCUGAAGCCAUUUUUACACAUUUGACCUUUUAAAUGAUUAUCGUAUCAUGGUCAGUUGAGUCAUUAUCUUGUGUCUGUCUCUCUCUCAGCCCCCCCCCCGUGUGUAAACUGUGCAUCAUCUCAUUAUAUUCUGAAGAGCAGCCUCUCAUUGUCAUUAAUGCACUCUCUUAGAGCUCUUACCUCUUGAUGAGUCAUCGUAUUACUCCAGUGGCAGCGUGUCUCCACCAGGUGUAAUUACAUUUUCAGACCUGCUCCAGCUUCUCUUAUGAUACGAAGGUCGGGGGAUCAUAUUAUCCCACUCGACAGUCAGAUGCGUGGGGACAGCAAGCAGGCCGCAGCUCAGUUGGGCUCAUCUAGAUGUGAGCAGCGGGAGACAGAUUCAGGCCAGUGAGCUGAUCAGUCAGCUGUCAGACAUUUAAUUCCUAUUAACUAACACAAUGACUAACUUGUGGCUCAUUUGUGUGGUCAGAUUCCAGCGCUUUAAUUGUUUAAAAUGACUGUUAAGUCACGCCGCUGUCACCAGCCUGACAAGGACACUUGCCCUUACUGGAAACGUGGCUGCCAGCAAAGUGAUUUUAGCCACUUAACAAAAGGCUUGUCUAAUGAAUUCUAUGCCUGCUUAAGUCUACAAUAUCUGAAGAGUAUAUUUGCCACUUUACACAGCUGUGAGACAACCUCUUCUGACACCUAAUCCCAUCCAUCUUCUACCGCUUUAUCCUCCACAUGAGGGUCACGGGGGAA